AUGGGACCUGCAGAGCGUGACAUAUUCUUUAAAAGAAUGUUUGCCUUUGGAAUCCCGAAAGUUAUCAUUUUCCUGGUCCUUCUGAUCUCCUGGAUGGAGGACGCCGAUGAUGUCAAGUCUGACUUUCAAGUGAUCGAAUAUUUUAGUGGCUGUGGCCGCAUAGCCCAGCUAGCUGACUAUGCUGGGUAUCAAUCAGUGGGAUUUGACUUGGAAUAUGGCAUUCCAAAAGCUAGACAAACUGGUCGACGGAAUGCAAUGGACUUAAAUUCAAAUGGCGGGUUCGUCUUGGCGGCAAAAUUGAUUUUGAGAUCUCGAUUGGACCUGCUAGUCGCAAUGUUUGCCAUAUGUUGCAGCUCCUUUGUGCCAGUAAACAGGGCCACUGGGUCCCGGGAUAUAUUAGUUCCUGAGGGAAAUGAACAUGUAGUUUCUGUCCGAAAAUCCAAUAAACUUCUAUCUCGGAGCGUGAUUCUCAUGGUCAUGGUCAUUUGCGCAGGUGGCACCAUUUGCCUUGAAAACCCACAGAAUUCAGUGAUCACCCUCCAUGAACGAUUUGUAUGGUUUGUCAAGCUCCUACAAAGCUACAGCAUCCCAAUCUUCAAAGCUUCUUUCUGGAUGCGGAAGCACCUGGCUUUGACUUGGAAGCGCACCUGGAUGUGGGCAAACUCCAAACUUAUUGAGCAGUUGGACCUGGGCCCGCUUCAGCCAUCAGAACGGCUAACAACUGUGAAGACCACCAAAAGGACGAAAGGAAAAGAUGGGAAGACUAAGUGGCAGGGAAACCGGAACCUGAAAGGUACCCAGCAGUAUACAUAUCGCUUUGCCCGCCACAUGGUGGAACUGUUCCCAAAGUUUUUGGACAGCAAACCUGCUAGAUUGCUUCCUGUAUCAGAAGACAAGUCUGUGUUGCAGCUGUUCAAGGAGUGCAGCUUUGAUGAGCGUUGGGAUGAAUGUUGUGAUCUUCAAGACCUUUUAGUUUACUGCAGGGGUUCAAAAAGACUCCGGAUUCCUCCAGGGUGGAGGGAUGUGUUGCCCUGUGAGCUCUAA
This is a messenger RNA of Cladocopium goreaui, 1044 nucleotides long. The record is from the annotation of a GenBank genome assembly. NCBI's taxonomy places the organism in Eukaryota, Dinophyceae, Suessiales, Symbiodiniaceae.